UCUUUAUUUUCGUAACAACGUACGAUUUUGGCAGCAGCUAUUUUAGUUUAUUAUUGAUCUUAUCAGAGGAUCCGGCGACAAUUUCUUCAUUUUAUCAAUCAACGUAGUCAUUCCUAUAACUCCAUCACUUAAAAGAGUCAAAUAUUACAUUUUUAUAUUUCACCUUAAUAUGGGCAAUCAACAGACCAAAAGGGGGAAAUCAACAGACCUCUUCACAGGAGAAGAACUAAAAAUAUUGGAAAAUUCCUUUCGUGUAGCUUGUGGCAGUGGGCAUACCGAUAAAAUCACAGAAAAUAAAUUGGUGGAAUCCUGGUCAUCAAUAAUCGAUAAAAAUUUAGCUCAGUUCACUGCUAAUUUCCUUUUUACACAAAGUCCAGAAUCAUCACCACAAAAGACACUCCAUCAUGGCCAACAUGUUGGAACUAUAACAUUCAGAAAAUAUGCCGAACCCUAUUAUAUUGUGGAACGAGGUACUCUAGAUGAACAAGUCCACUUUAUACACAUAUCCUUGGGAGGCAAGUCACCCAAUGAUGUCGAUUUGAAACAACUGGAAAUGUAUAUAACUUCCAUACUACUCAGCUAUUUGCACAUAUUGAAAUCCCAAAAUUCGGCAGCUUUCGAUUCAUGGCACAAGUUUGGCUAUCAUUGCAAUGAUCGUUCGGCCCAAUGCUUUGCUAAAGGCCUAAUACGUCAGCUAUACAAUGAAAGCGAAGCAUCAGCUUCAGUGCAUGAAUUGGAAAAAUGGAUACAGAUUAAUCCAACAUUUUUAAUUAUAUGGCGUAAUGUUUUCUCUUUUCUUUAUGGCUAUAAUGGUAAUGGGAAGAUAAGUAAAUUGGGCAAUCAUAGCAAAAACCAAAUAUUGCCGCUACAAGAAGGCCUUCCUACUGGAACCAAUUAUUCACCAAUUUUGGAUAUACCCCAUGUUAUAUUUGUCAAUAGCAAUAUGCCUGUCGCCUUGCAGAAUAAAUGGCGUUUUCUUUUUUCAUCGAAAAUCAUGGGUGAAAGUUUCUCCACCAUGUUGGGGAAAAUGUUGAAAAGAGGACCCACGUUAUUGGUCAUUGAAGAUGAGGAUCAUUAUAUCUUUGCUGGUUAUGCGCCACACUCAUGGGCAUUGGGACCAAAUUUUACAGGCGACGACAGUGCUAUGCUUUUUACUUUAAGCCCAGCCAUGCGCUGCUUCAACACAACUGGCUAUAAUGAUCAUUAUCAAUACUUGAAUUUAGGCCAACAGACAAUGCCCAACGGUUUGGGUAUGGGUGGCCAAUUUAACUAUUGGGGCCUUUGGUUGGACUGUGAAUACGGCGUUGGCCAAAGCUGUGAAAGUUGUACCACCUUCAAAGACUACACUCAGCUGAGCAAGCGUAAAGAGUUUCGCAUAAGAAAUCUUGAAGUCUGGGGUAUAGGAGACGAACCCAAACAAAGCGAUGAUAGCGAUGAAGAGGGAGGAGAGAAUGCUGGCAACAAACGUUCCAUAUUGGAUAAAAAUCUUGAGGAUCGUGUCAUGUUGGAAUUGUCUGGUCGUAAUAUGCACUCCGAUGGCCUAAGAGAUCCCGAUUUGGAUCUUUAAUAUACUCCUUAAGUUUUUUUUGUUUCUUUCGUUGUUCCUUUAAAAAUUUAAGAUUUACAAUUUUUUUCUGUCCCCAUUAUGUUUCUUUCGUCUGUCCCGAUAGUUUUAACCAAAGACAAUAACGCAAAAACGGCGUAUAUGUGCUUUUUGUUUGUUUCGACAGAUGCUAUUGUAAUCUUUAAAAGAUUUGCUAGUAUUAGUAGUACUCAUUCCUUUGGAUGGCAAAUGUUAUUUGCAAGUGUUAGGGAAACCAGCCAUAAAGAUAAGCUGAACUCAAUGAUUGAUAAUCGCCUAAGAUUCACAAUUAACUUUUAUUGAAAACAAUAAAAUACCAUACGAAUUUUCUUAAACUAUA
Messenger RNA from Stomoxys calcitrans (stable fly), 1922 nucleotides. RefSeq names its product MTOR-associated protein MEAK7. The coding region runs from base 170 to 1567 and encodes 465 amino acids. The record is from RefSeq and is a predicted model, not a curated record. The transcript is spliced from 7 exons. Lineage: Eukaryota; Metazoa; Arthropoda; Insecta; Diptera; Muscidae.